Diceros bicornis minor is the source of this 351-nucleotide messenger RNA. RefSeq names its product protein phosphatase 1 regulatory inhibitor subunit 1C (gene PPP1R1C). The coding region runs from base 1 to 351 and encodes 116 amino acids. Gene Ontology annotation, cellular component: cytoplasm. The record is from RefSeq and is a predicted model, not a curated record. NCBI's taxonomy places the organism in Eukaryota, Metazoa, Chordata, Mammalia, Perissodactyla, Rhinocerotidae. Gene Ontology annotation, molecular function: protein phosphatase inhibitor activity. The transcript has 5 exons. Gene Ontology annotation, biological process: intracellular signal transduction.
AUGGAACCCAACAGUCCCAAAAAGAUACAAUUUGCUGUGCCUUUAUUCCAGAGUCAGAUUGCACCCGAAGCAGCAGAGCAGCCGGGCCUUUGUCAUUCACAGAUCAGGAAAAGAAGACCUACACCAGCAUCGCUUGUGAUUCUCAAUGAACAUAAUCCCCCAGAAAUAGAUGACAAGAGGGUGACCAACACGCAAGCCGAAUCACAGAAUGCAUCCCCUAAGCAAAGGAAGCAGAGUGUGUACACACCACCUGCCAUGAAAGGGGUUAAGCAUCUGAAAGGCCAGAAUGAAUCAGCAUUUCCUGAAGAAGAAGAAGGCGUAAACGAAAGGGAGGAGCAUUGGGACCAUUAA